AUGCAGACUACUGUCGAGUUACAAUUCGGUGCGGGUCUUUCCGCGGAAAUGCUGCUGCCCGAAGAGAAUGCGACUGCGCUGAGAUGUAUUCAUCAGAUCAAAUUGGUACCUCAGAUCAUGGCUCACCUGAAACUAAAUUGUGUCGCCGGUAGCCUGGAGGUCUAUCACAGAUCGACCCAGACCGCUAAGACCACGGUGGAAGAAGUAUGCCUGGAUCCAAUGAACGAUGCAUCUGAUUUUCCCAGAGAAGUUAACUGUUAG
Molecule: messenger RNA, 261 nt
Organism: Penicillium hordei
Lineage: Eukaryota; Fungi; Ascomycota; Eurotiomycetes; Eurotiales; Aspergillaceae
Exons: 1
Coding region: 1-261 (86 amino acids)
Source: RefSeq, a predicted model, not a curated record